AUGCCUGUUAUCUCUCGCCAGCCCACGCGCCGCGGACGGGAAGAACCUGACACCAUGCCCCUGCUUCAUCGCCGCCCUAACACGCGACCAUCGCGGAAGCCGAAGGGUGCAAACAGCCCAACUCAAUCAACGUCGCAGCGAGAGCAGACUACGCUUCGACUGCGGCUUCAGCGAAGGUGCUUGAAUCCAGAGACCUGGUGGACGUCCCUUACUGCGUUUGGUGCGCAUGAUAAUGUUUCCGAGGACAUGCUGGAACAUGAGAAGGCCAUUGCCACAGAGGAGGUUCGACAGGAAUGGAUGCGACGUCUGCGGCCCAUGCCGCACCGACAGAGUCCGCCGGUAAAGUAA
Messenger RNA from Penicillium arizonense, 348 nucleotides. RefSeq lists its product as uncharacterized. Bases 1 to 348 code for a protein of 115 amino acids. Lineage: Eukaryota; Fungi; Ascomycota; Eurotiomycetes; Eurotiales; Aspergillaceae. The record is from RefSeq and is a predicted model, not a curated record. The transcript has a single exon.